AUGUCUGACUCCGCAGAUCUUACUGUAAAGAGACCCCUUGAUGCUCACGUAGAAUCCUCGGAAAAUGCUGCAAAGAAGUUGAAAGUUGACCAACGCACUCAGAUAGAUUGUGGUAUCCAUGAAGCAGAUGUCGGCAUUACUUUGUUCUUAUCUCCAGGAUUGCCAGGAUUCAGAGGCCAAAUUAAGCAGCGGUAUACUGACUUUUUGGUCAACGAAAUAGAUCAAGAAGGCAAUGUCAUUCAUUUAACUGAUAGAGGAUUUAAAAUGCCAAAGAAACCACAACGCUCCAAAGAAGAGGUCAAUGCAGAAAAGGAAUCAGAGGCAGCUAGAAGACAGGAAUUCAACGUUGAACCUGAGUUGAGAAGAGAACUGGUGGAGAUAUUUGGCGAAGAAGACGUAUCCAAAAUAGAAUCCGUUUUCCGUAUGGCCAAUAAGAUGGAAACGGCAAAGAAUUUUGAAGAUAAAUCCGUUAGAACUAAAAUUCACCAACUAUUGCGUCAAGCUUUUAAUAAUGAAUUAGAAUCUGUGACUACUGAUACUAACACUUUUAAGAUUGCGAGGUCAAACAAAAAUUCAAGGACCAAUAAACAAGAAAAGAUUAAUCAAACCAGGGAUGCCAAUGGUGUGGAAAACUGGGGAUAUGGACCCAGUAAAGAUUUUAUCCACUUUACUCUGCAUAAAGAAAAUAAGGAUACUAUGGAAGCUGUUAAUGUUAUAACGAAGUUAUUAAGAAUUCCAAGCCGUGUGAUUAGAUAUGCAGGCACUAAGGAUCGUCGGGCAGUAACGUGUCAAAGGGUUUCGAUUUCAAAGAUUGGUUUGGAUAGACUAAACGCUUUAAAUAGAACCUUAAAAGGAAUGGUUAUCGGAAAUUACAAUUUUUCAGAUACAAGUUUGAAUCUGGGUGACUUAAAGGGAAAUGAAUUUGUUGUUGUUAUUAGGGAUGUUACCGCCAGUAAUAGUGAGGUUUUAGUGGAAGAAAUUGUGUCCAAUGGUUGUAAAUCGUUAUCAGAAAAUGGGUUUAUCAAUUAUUUUGGUAUGCAGAGAUUCGGUACAUUCAGUAUUUCUACACACACAAUUGGUAGAGAAUUACUUCUUUCAAACUGGAAGAAAGCUGUUGAACUAAUUUUAUCUGACCAGGAGAACGUGCUCCCAAAAUCUAAGGAAGCUAGAAAGAUUUGGGCAGAAACUAAGGACGCGGCUUUAGCAUUGAAACAGAUGCCAAGACAGUGUCUUGCAGAAAAUGCUUUGCUAUACUCUUUAUCUAAUCAACGGAAAGAAGAAGAUGGAACUUAUUCUGAAAACGCCUAUUAUACUGCCAUCAUGAAAAUCCCUAGAAACUUAAGAACUAUGUAUGUGCAUGCCUACCAAAGUUACGUCUGGAAUUCUAUUGCCAGUAAGCGGAUAGAACUACAUGGUUUGAAGUUAGUUGUUGGUGACUUAGUUAUUGAUAAUGAAAAGUCCGUACCAAUUGCUGGGAUUGACGAUGAAGACUUUGAUGAAGAUGUCCGUGAAGCUCAGUUCAUUCGUGCAAAAGCAGUGACUCAAGAGGAUAUUGACUCAGGUAAGUAUACCAUGGAAGAUGUCGUGUUACCAUCACCAGGUUUUGAUGUGCUUUAUCCUUCCAAUGAAGAACUGAAGCAACUGUAUGUGGAUAUGUUGAAAGCAGAUAAUAUGGACCCGUUUGAUAUGAGAAGAAAAGUUCGUGAUUUUUCAUUAGCAGGUUCCUAUAGAACUGUUAUUCAAAAGCCAAAGAGCUUAGAAUAUAGAAUAAUUCAUUAUGAGGAUCCUUCCCAACAAUUAGUAAACACUGAUUUGGACAUCUUAAAUAACUCCAGAGCAAAAGAAAGUGGUCAGAAGUAUAUGAAAGCCAAGUUGGACAGAUAUAUGCCAGAUAAAGGUGGUGAGAAGACUGCGGUGGUGUUGAAAUUUCAAUUAGGAACCUCCGCCUAUGCCACCAUGGCCCUACGUGAACUCAUGAAGCUCGAGACUUCUCGCCGCGGUGAUAUGUGCGAUGUUAAGGAAAAUAUCUAG
Messenger RNA from Saccharomyces paradoxus, 2031 nucleotides. It is a transcript of the gene PUS7, whose product is annotated as pseudouridine synthase PUS7. Gene Ontology annotation, molecular function: pseudouridine synthase activity; RNA binding. Bases 1 to 2031 code for a protein of 676 amino acids. The record is from RefSeq and is a predicted model, not a curated record. Gene Ontology annotation, biological process: pseudouridine synthesis. NCBI's taxonomy places the organism in Eukaryota, Fungi, Ascomycota, Saccharomycetes, Saccharomycetales, Saccharomycetaceae. The transcript has a single exon. Gene Ontology annotation, cellular component: nucleus.